CUUUAACAUUCCUACCAUCUCUUUUUAAAUCCCAUCUUCCUUGCAAACUACAUCUACAUCUACAUCUAUUUUUUGUCUCCCAUGGUUCCUGAAUCAAUAUAACAUCAAGCCCUCCAAGACAGGUGAAAAUGAAGUUGUUACAAUGGGUGCACCAAAAAUUUCAGCACAGUAGCAUUGAACCUCUCAAGGAUCUCAGUAUUGGGAAUCCUUGUAUCUGCCUUUCAGCUCAGCCAUCAGAUGAUGACCAAGAUGCCUAUACAAAGCCAACCAUCCGUUACAGAUAUGGAUCUACAUUCCUAGAGCCACCUAGGAAGGACCAAAAGAAAUGUUUUUCUGAAUCUGUAGACAGGAGAGAAGAAGAAACAUCUGCUAUUGUCUCAGAGCUGUUUCAUGGCUUUCUCACCAUUGGAACUCUUGGCUCGGAAACAAGUGCCAAUGAACCAGCAACACCAACGUUUGCAACACCUUUAGAGAACCUAACUGAGAGAAAAACAGAGGUCACAGAAAAUGACUUGAAGCUCAUCAACUAUGAGCUAGAGAGGUUUCUUGAGGCUGAGACAAGGGAAGAUCCAUCAUCAGCGAGGAACAGUCAUGUUAGCAGUAUUACACUCAGUGGCAUGCAAAUGGAGGACUCUGAAGAUGAAGAGUACUGUGCAGCAACAGUGGUAUGUCCCCUCCAAGGAUAUCUGCUUGGGUCCUCAGUUGAAUUGCCAGAAAUGAGAACAGAAGCAAAGAAAGAAAAGGCAUCACUACAAGAGCUGUUUGAUAGGACAAAAGUGACUGAAAAUUUCGAGAGAAGUGAGGAGAAAGAUCCCAAGCAAAAACGUAAAUCUGCCAUGGAUUCCAUGAAGAAGAUAAUAAAAAAACUCUAUGCUUCUUCCAAGAGCUCCACUUCUACUAGUGGUCAUUCAAAUGAUCCUGUUUCCAUCAUGAAGAAACUUGGUGAGGCAUCUGAUUCUGUUUCAACCAAGAAGAAACCCCAUAAGGUAUUACGUAUGUUUCAAAGAAGGAUUCAUCCUGAAGGCUCUAUUGCUGAAAAAGAAUUUAUCAAGUCCAAGAAAUACAAGGACAAGAGCAACUCCAGUAACAUUGGUGGUUGUAAUAGGAAUCUGAUACUCAUGGGUGCAGAGAACAGAAGGUUACCCCAUGAGUCAAAGUUUAAGGAAGGGACCAAACAAAGUAAGAAGUACAUGGACUGGCCUCAAUACAGGCUGAAUGGCAGUGAUUUGAGAAGAAAUGAAGAGCACUGGAUCAAAACAGAUGCAGACUACUUGGUGUUGGAGCUGUAGUAAGAAAUCAUAAGUGGCCACCUUUAUGAGAAAGAAUGUGUGUUCGUUUGAAUAUUUCAAUUGGUCAUGUACUUAUUUGUGAAUGAUUAAGUGGUAAGUUGCAUUCAAGAAAAGGUAAUGGUGUACUAGACGUACUUAUCUUGUAUCAGUGUGAUGAUGAAGUUUGAGUAUGUUUAUGACUUAUCUGAAUCAAUAAACAUGCUUUUGAGGAGUACUAGA
Rosa chinensis is the source of this 1508-nucleotide messenger RNA. RefSeq names its product protein LAZY 1. Gene Ontology annotation, biological process: regulation of auxin polar transport; gravitropism. The coding region runs from base 129 to 1289 and encodes 386 amino acids. The record is from RefSeq and is a predicted model, not a curated record. The transcript has 5 exons. NCBI's taxonomy places the organism in Eukaryota, Viridiplantae, Streptophyta, Magnoliopsida, Rosales, Rosaceae.